UCAUCAAAAUAAACUGAUGAGAGUGGGACAGGAUCGAAGUCGGUCACUUUUCGGGAGCUGGAGGUAUUUUUCUGGCUUUGGUAACCUUGCCGCGAUGUGGUUCGAGAUUCUCCCCGGGCUCACUGUCAUGGGCAUGUGCUUGCUCAUCCCCGGAAUUGCCACUGCGCACAUUCACAGGUUCAGCAACGGGGGCAAGGAAAAAAGGGUUGCCUGUUUGAUGGAGAGAGAUGGGCGCACCUCUGGAGUUAAUCGUUACUAUGUGUCAAAGGGUUUGGAGAAUAUUGAUUAAGGAAGCACUUCCUGAUUAAUGAAAAAUAACUCAGUUUUGCUCAUCUACCAGUGCUAGAAGGUUAUGCAGUACAUUAUGUAAUGCAUAA
Messenger RNA from Myotis daubentonii (Daubenton's bat), 377 nucleotides. RefSeq names its product NADH dehydrogenase [ubiquinone] 1 alpha subcomplex subunit 1-like. The record is from RefSeq and is a predicted model, not a curated record. Lineage: Eukaryota; Metazoa; Chordata; Mammalia; Chiroptera; Vespertilionidae. The transcript has a single exon. The coding region runs from base 17 to 289 and encodes 90 amino acids.